AUGGCUAAAGCAAUGGCCUCUAGAACUCACCUGAAUAAUGAAGAACAGAAAUUCACACAAAUGGAGCAAUGGGACAUAGAUCAGCUUCAAAAAUGCCAUUAUAUUAAUUUGCCUUCAUAUAAUAUCGAUGAGCUUCCUAAGAAGUUGGAUUGCCCAGAGUUGAAGCUAAUAUCACUAAGAAGAAAUCAUGGCUACUUAACAAUCCCCGAUAACUUUUUCUCUGGGACGAGAGAAGUAAAGGUUAAUAAUUUACAUGGAAUGAGGUUUGCCCCUUCCCCACUACCUUCUCUUCGUCUCUUGACAAACCUUAUAUCAUUGAAUCUGUAUGGAUGUGUAUUGGAAGAUAUAGCAAUAGUUGCAGAACUCAGAAGGUUGGAAAUUCUCACCCUUGAAAGAUCUAAAAUUCAAGAGCUCCCCAAAGAAAUAGGACAGCUAGUUUGUCUUCGAAUGCUAGAUUUAACAAACUGCCAUCAACUGAAAACCAUCCCUGCAAAUCUUUUAUCAAGCUUAACAAAUUUGGAAGAGUUAUAUAUGGGUAAUUGUAAUAUCCAAUGGGAGGUUGAAGAAGGAAAAGGUGAAACCAACAAUGCAAGUCUAGGUGGGCUAAGGAAUUUGAAUCAGCUAACAACUUUGGACUUAUCAAUCCAGGAUAUUUCAGUUUUACAAGAAGAUAUGUUUGUUUUUGGAAAGCUACGAAGCUACAACAUAUUUAUUGGCAAUACAUGGGAAUGGUUUGGGGAUGCUCGUGAAAAUUCAAGAACACUUAAGCUUGACCACUCUUUGAAAACAAAUAUUUGUUUAAAUCGUUGGGUACAAUUGUUGUUCACAACAGUUGAGGACUUACGAUUAGCUAAAUUGAAUUUUGGUAACCAUAAUAAUGUGUCUUAUGAAUGGAAGGGGGAAAGUUUUCCACAAUUAAGACACCUACAUAUCCAAAGUACCGAUGCAUUCCACAAUUUGGAGACACUGAUUCUUAGCAAUCUGGAAAAUAUGGAAGACAUAAGCUACAGUACACUUCCAACUCAUUCCUUUGAAAGACUGCAAGUUAUUAAAGUCCAAGGUUGUCAUAAGUUGAAGAAAUUACUUUUGUAUUCCCUGGCCAAAAACCUUUCUCAACUUCAUGAGAUGGAGAUUUCUGAUUGUGGAGAUAUGGAAGUGAUUAUAUCCGAGGAAAAACUUGAAGAUGAGAAAGAAAUUCCCAAGAUCACACUCCCUAAAUUGCAUUCUCUUACAUUCUAUAACUUAUAUACCCUUCGCAGUUUUUGUUUUCCAUUGACAGCUGAUAAGCAUGAUCAAUCAACUACCGUGACAUUAUUUAAUCAAAAGGUAAACACAUGA
Glycine soja is the source of this 1338-nucleotide messenger RNA. RefSeq names its product disease resistance protein RPS2-like. Gene Ontology annotation, molecular function: protein binding. The record is from RefSeq and is a predicted model, not a curated record. The transcript has a single exon. Lineage: Eukaryota; Viridiplantae; Streptophyta; Magnoliopsida; Fabales; Fabaceae. The coding region runs from base 1 to 1338 and encodes 445 amino acids.